UCCUCCUCCACCUACCCCGCCUGCUCGGUGGCGGAGGCGGCAGCGGUCGUCCCUGCCUCUCCGCCACCUCCACCUCGGCCUGUGUCCCGGCCGGCGGCGUUGGCGGGGAGGGGGACUGUAGUUGUAGACGCCCGCCCCUGCCUCAGAGAAGAUAACAUCGAAUGAACUGAACUAUUUACAGAUACCUUUUGUAGAAGGUAUAUGUGUUGUAAUACUGUAGUCUGAAUCACAGAGGAUUUCACACUAUGAGUUUCAGGUAUAUGGGAAUAGACUAUUGGACAAAAAUAGAGUUUUAUAAUCUCUGCGUCAUGGUUUUUAGCUCCCCAGCUGGUAUACAGUCUCACUAUUUGGAGAAAGUUGGUGCUAAAAAGCUGAAGCAGUUAAUGAGUGAAUAUGUUCAGAUUUCUCCACAAAGUUCUCAGCCUGAUAAAGAGAACCCUUUGUUUUCAACCUAAUGAAACAUUCAAUGAAGACAUAUAACUCUUUUCAAGAUGAACUUGAAGAUUAUAUCAAAGUACAGAAAGCCAGAGGCUUAGAGCCAAAGACUUGUUUCAGAAAAAUGAGAGAGGACCUUUUGGAAACCUGUAGAUACAAAGAAGAGGUUGAUUCCAGACCCAGGUAUAGAAUGUUUAAUCAAAGACUUCCAUCAGAAACCAUCCAGACCUACCCAAGAUCAUGCGCUAUUUCACAAAGAGUGGAAAACCGGUUGCCACAGUGGCUGCCAGCUCAUGACAGUAGGCUGAGACUAGACUCCCUGAGCUACUGUCAAUUCACCAGGGACUGUUUUUCAGAAAAGUCAGUACCCCUCCACCUUAGUCAGCCAGAGUAUAAUUGUAACUCAUAUAGUAUAGAUUCUGGAGUUCACAAGCACCUCUCCUCAGAAAGCAGUACCAACAUCCAUCAAACCAGUCACAAACAGAUACAUCACAAGAGAAAACGGCACCCAGAGGAAGGCAGAGAAAAACCAAAGGAGGAACGGCCCAAGCAUAAGAGAAAAAAAACUUGUGAGGAAAUAGAUUUAGACAAAUACAAAAGCAUCAAAAGAAACACAACAGAGAUGGAAGCAGGCAGGGUAGAUACAGAAAAGCCUAAGGACAGAAAAGAGAAAAAAAGAGAAGUAGCCUCUAAGAAAGAGGAGCGUAAGCAUAGAAAAGAAAAAAAGGAACAAGGCAAGGAAAGGACAGAGGAGGAAAUGCUUUGGGAUCAGUCUAUCCUUGGAUUUUGACUCUCUCCAGUUGGUUCUCCCAAGGCUAAAUUGAAAAAGUACUGAGGAGCUUGGGUUUAUGACAUUUGUGUUCAUAGCAUUUUUCUCAUGUGAACAGACACUUCAAACUUGUAACAGGCCGAGUGAACGGGAAGUAGCUACUGUUCUCCAGCAGGGAAAUUCAUUUUCCUCAUUUCUGAAGGCAUUGCUACAAUUUUUCUUACAUAUAAUGUAAUUUCCCUUAAUGAAAGUGGCUCUUUCUGCAUCAAAUUGCUAUGAUGGUGGAAGUAGUUACCCCUUGGGAGGUCAUUUAUUUUAAAUUAGAGGCUUAAUAGGCUUUGCAGACUCUAUUUCUUGAUUGGGUUUGGUUUAAUUUAGGGGAGGUAUUUUUAUAUUCAUCAGUUUUCUCUAUGAAGCAACUUAGGUUGGUUUUUUUUUCCCCCUUUGUUAAAUCUAACUUGCAGUGUAUUUUCUAAAUUGGAAAGUAGAAAAUGAAAUCCAUUAAGUAAUAGUAAGCUUAGGUUACAUAUAGUUUUAAGUUUCAAAGUUUAUAUCCUAAAAGUCAAUUUCUGUUCUAGAAAUGUUUAUAAUAAAGUGUUCUAAUUUCUACAUUUUAUUGUUCUGUGUCAGUGAUCUGUUCCCAUUCAACUGCUGAAAGAACUGUAACUGAGAAAUUUGUCAUUAUCAGACAAGAUCUCUUGGGUAGAUCACAUUUACCAUUGUAAAAAUCUCUUGCUUAUUCUUACUUAAAGCCACUUUUUAGGAUAGAAAUGUGUAAAUGACUACAAGUUUUCCAAAUAGUUGGGAGGGAUUUUUAAGAAAUAAAAUGCCAUUAGAUUAUUCUGUUUGGCCAGUACUUUUAUAUAUUCUGGUAAUCCUGUGAAAAGGAUUGAUAUGAAAAGCAUAUCAAAUAUUUAGACAUCAUUGUUUUGUUGUAGAAAAAGUGAUGGCCUGGGAAUCUAGUCUUAGCUAUGUCAUCAAGUUGUUAUAUGAUUUGGGGGAAGUCAUGACUUCAUUUUCCUCAUUUUCAAAUAUGACUAAAAGGAUUGUUCUCUAAAAUGCCUUGGAUAACAAGAUUCUGUGAUAGGAAAACACUUUACAUUCUACAAUGUUAUAUUUAUAUGCCUAUUUUAAUAUUAAAUUACUAACUUUAAAAUUAUUUUUGUUAAUAUUUUUUAACACAGUGGGGAAAGAUGUGGAACUUCAAAAAUAAAAUUAUCUGCACUUCCCAUUUUUUAUUCAAAAAUACAACCUUUAGCUGGGAAAAAUAAACUCCUGAUAAAAUGAAUCAGCAUCUCAGCUCUUAUUAGCAUGCCUAUGCUCUGACUCUUCCCAUUUUAGACUGUGACCUUCUAGAAAGGGAAGCAGUGACCAUCAGAAUCUAAAAAUCUGAUGUGGCGGCACCAAGACAGAGAAAUUGGGCUAUUCCAUUUCCUUGAUUACUUAAUCCUAUGAAAAAAAUAAACCUAAUGAUACAUUUGCCUUAAGGUAAGACUUGUAUAGGUUUUCUUCAAAUUUGCACAAAAUGACAAAUAUGGGGUAAGGAAUAUUAUAGAUGUAUAACUGAUUAUAUGACUAGUCUCCAAGUGAGUGAAUGGAUCCUCAAAUCAACUGUUCUUCCAUGGCAUUCACAAUGACUAUUUUGUACUGUAACACUUUCUCAGUUCUCAGUAUAGUUAAUCUGCUGAUAAAAAGAGACCAAAAUAGAGCACAAGGAGACUAUGAAUUAUUUACACAAAAUAUUCUCUUUUCUCUAAAAAUUCCAAGAAAAAUUCUUUUUGACAGAUACUACAAAACAAGGUCAGUUAAAUUUCAUCUUUGGAGUUGACAAAAUUCUUUUUCAGAGGUUAUUUUGAGUAACACUGGGGCUACAAGCAUAUUCAGUAAGAUACCAAAGUACUGUGAUUUUUUGAAAAUGAUUGUAAAGUAGGUGCCAAGGUUCAAUAAAGUUACCAAUAUACAACAGAGCAUCAAUC
Molecule: messenger RNA, 3180 nt
Organism: Talpa occidentalis (Iberian mole)
Lineage: Eukaryota; Metazoa; Chordata; Mammalia; Eulipotyphla; Talpidae
Gene: KRCC1
Product: lysine rich coiled-coil 1
Exons: 4
Coding region: 455-1225 (256 amino acids)
Source: RefSeq, a predicted model, not a curated record